AUGUCAGAUUAUUAUCACCCAUACUUUAUGCUUUCACCUAUAACUUUCAAAAAGCUUUUUGCUUUUGUUUUUGGGAAUAAGGAGACGGAAACUUAUCCAUGGAUUCCAUUUGUGUGUUUCAAGAUUGUUGAAUGUGCGUUAGAAUUAGGAGGAACACUAAAAACGCCAGAGAACGUACCAGUUUUCACAUUGAAUAAGGACAUAAAUCCAGAAGAAAUGUUAGUGAACCAGAUAUCACGGGUUUUGAACAACUGGGUCCAACAAUGCAAGAUGGCCUUGCAUCUGACCAAUAAAGAUCUUCUCAGUGAAAAUAAAAAUAAACAGAUAAGUAUUCCACUUAAUGUCAGAUUAUUAUCACCCAUACUUUAUGCUUUCACCUAUAACUUUCAAAAAGCUUUUUGCUUUUGUUUUGUAAAAAGACUUUAA
Molecule: messenger RNA, 426 nt
Organism: Echinococcus granulosus
Lineage: Eukaryota; Metazoa; Platyhelminthes; Cestoda; Cyclophyllidea; Taeniidae
Exons: 4
Coding region: 1-426 (141 amino acids)
Source: RefSeq, a predicted model, not a curated record